AUGGGUCUGAGAAUGGACAAUCUACAUGCGCCGACGGUGGCGUCGGGUCCCAGUAGCACGCAGGCAAAUAGCGCAGAAAGAGAGAAGUUGUCGCUGCCAGAGCUCAUUGCUGAGAAGGAUCGCGUCUGGAGCGAGUUGUCGGCACUGGGCUCGGUGCUAGACAGUGUGAGUCCUUACGUUCCGUUGUUUCCGCUGUGUCUUCGAGCUGACGAGUGUCUCGGCAGNCAUGGAGUCAACAUGAGUACAUCACUGCUCACCUUCGAUGGCUACCCUCGUCCCGACCUCGACAUCGCCCAGAUCCGCACAACACGCGCCCGCAUCAUCCCGUUGAAGAACGACUACAAAGACUUGAUGACUCGCAUCGAGAAGGCCAUGCAUGCACACUGGGAGAACGCAGCAGUAGCCCCUCCACCAGUAGCAGCAGCACAACCUCCAACCCAGACUGCCGAAGCAGCACGAAGCUCGCGCGUCGCACUUGAAGCACCCUUUGCCAAAGUCAACAGCGUUGUCGCAUCAUCACCAGCAGCCACAGCAGGUCUCAAGCCCGGCGACAAAAUUACAAGAUUCGGCGAUGUGGAUUGGAUGAACCACGACAAGUUGAGCAAGGUUGCGCAGACGGUGCAGCAGAGCGAGGGCGUCGCUAUCACAGUCAAAGUCAUCAGACCUGCUGCGGCGGGUGCUGGCGAGCAGAGGUUGGAGAUGCAGCUCACGCCACGACACAACUGGGGAGGCAGGGGUAUGCUGGGCUGCCACCUGUUGCCUCUGUGA
This is a messenger RNA of Aureobasidium vineae, 768 nucleotides long. NCBI's taxonomy places the organism in Eukaryota, Fungi, Ascomycota, Dothideomycetes, Dothideales, Saccotheciaceae. The record is from the annotation of a GenBank genome assembly.